Messenger RNA from Triticum aestivum (bread wheat), 1545 nucleotides. RefSeq names its product malate dehydrogenase, glyoxysomal. Bases 180 to 1256 code for a protein of 358 amino acids. Gene Ontology annotation, cellular component: cytoplasm; chloroplast. Gene Ontology annotation, biological process: malate metabolic process; tricarboxylic acid cycle. NCBI's taxonomy places the organism in Eukaryota, Viridiplantae, Streptophyta, Magnoliopsida, Poales, Poaceae. The record is from RefSeq and is a predicted model, not a curated record. The transcript has 8 exons. Gene Ontology annotation, molecular function: L-malate dehydrogenase (NAD+) activity.
CGGCACCUCGGCUCACCACCGCCGCCCGAUCCCUCCGCCCCCUCCGAGCCACAGCCCACCGGAUAACGCUCCCCGCAACCCUCCAAAGCCCCCCACCGCUCUCGCGCCCCCACCCAUAAACCCCCGCUGCCCAGAUCCCCCUCCUCCUCCUUCCUCCCCGUCGCCGCGCCGCCGCCGCCAUGCAUCCCGACGCCACCUCCCCCUCGCACCGCAUCGCCCGCGUCGCCGCGCACCUCAACCCCACACGCCCACAGAUGGAGGAGCCCGCGGCGCUGAGGCCCGCGGCGUGCCGCGCCAAGGGCGGCGCGCCGGGGUUCAAGGUGGCGGUGGUGGGCGCGGCCGGGGGGAUCGGCCAGUCGCUGUCGCUGCUCAUGAAGAUGAACCCGCUCGUCUCCGUGCUCCACCUCUACGACGUCGUCAACACGCCGGGGGUCACCGCCGACGUCAGCCACAUGGACACCAGCGCCGUGGUGCGCGGCUUCAUUGGCCAACAACAGCUUGAGGCAGCACUUACAGGAAUGGAUCUUGUCAUCAUCCCUGCCGGCCUCCCAAGAAAACCAGGAAUGACAAGGGAUGAUCUGUUCAACAAAAAUGCUGGGAUCGUUCGCUCGAUUUGUGAAGGCGUUGCCAAGAGCUGUCCUAAUGCAAUUGUGAAUUUGAUCAGCAACCCUGUGAACUCAACCGUCCCCAUUGCUGCGGAGGUUUUCAAGAGAGCUGGAACUUACUGUCCCAAGCGUCUCCUUGGAGUGACAACACUUGAUGUAGCAAGGGCUAACACCUUUGUGGCGGAAGUGCUUGGAGUUGAUCCAAGAGAAGUCAAUGUUCCAGUUGUUGGCGGGCAUGCAGGGGUCACUAUAUUACCCCUCCUGUCACAGGUCAGCCCUCCAUGCUCAUUCACUCCAGAUGAAAUCAGCUAUUUGACUAAUCGCAUACAGAACGGUGGUACAGAAGUUGUGGAGGCAAAGGCUGGAGCAGGCUCUGCAACUUUGUCAAUGGCUUUUGCUGCUGCAAAAUUCGCCGACGCGUGCCUGCGAGGAAUGCGUGGUGAUGCUGGCAUCGUGGAGUGUUCAUAUGUCGCAUCUGAGGUAUCGUUUAGUCACACCAGAUCCCUACAUCUCAUCUUUCACAGCACCGAGUCUUAUGAUUUGUGGCCAUAUUGUCUCACAUUAGGUGACAGAGCUGCCGUUCUUCGCAUCGAAAGUGAGGUUAGGUCGCGGUGGAGCCGAGGAGAUUCUCCCUCUUGGGCCACUGAAUGACUUCGAGAGAGCCGGCCUGGAGAAGGCGAAGAAGGAGCUGAGCGAGAGCAUUCAGAAGGGCGUGUCGUUCAUGAACAAGUGAGAUCGUACGAAUGGACCGUCCCCAACCUUAUACAGAUAUGCAAAGACUAAAGAAAGAGUGUGAUAUAGUGCUCCAAUACCUGUAAAGCCACCCCUGCAUGUGCAAGACAGUACUAGUACUCCUCCUUUAGCUGCACUGAGCCUUUUCCCGUCGUGGAAUAUAAAUCAUGUACUCGUACUAGACAAGAAGAACAUAUACUUUCGUGAA